ACACAACAAGAAGNUAAGAUCGAUGAGUACUACGGCCUUCUGGCGCCGUGGGAACAGGUCCGCCAACCUCAACAACCCAUCACUCCCUGUAUCGACAACUUAAGCAAAUUGGCUCAAGAAUGCUAUAAAUCGAUACUCAUUAACGAAAGCAAUCCGUCUAAUGAUUUCAUAUCAUUUCAAAACGACUUAUUCAUAAUCAAUGACUCGACGCGACCCGAAGACUUCAUCACAACUGUGGAGAGCGAUAUGGCCUAUCUGUGCGGUGUAGCCAUUCUUCUAUGGCAACAGUUCCUGGCCCUCGUGUACAGUUCUGAGCGCAUCAAUCAGCAUUUGUCCAAGGUGCAUCACUCACAGCGCAUCAAACGCUUCUCCGAAGCAUUCUUCUGCAUCGAGAAGCAGAAGAAACACUUGCAUUCAAUUUGUGAUAACAAUACCACUGUUUUCAAUGAUGUCAGCGAUUCUAUCCGAAAGUCACCAUAUCUGACACUUCUGCCGCCCUGUGAUGUCGAGUGUGUGGCACUCGAUGGCGAUUCCACAACAUUUCCCAUUAUAUACGAAGAGAAGUUUGACUCUGAAGUGCCGCUCAAUAGGAUCUCAACCAUCAGUAAUAUUUACUUUGAAGAAAAUUUUGACAAUUUAUUGCAAUUGAAUGGCGAGUCGACGACAAGCAUAAAGCGAAACAUGAGAGACAAAAUACUCAACAACUUGUCGCGACUUAAUUUCGGCACUUAUGGCCGACUCAAGGAGGAGUACAGCCCUAUCGCCACCAGAGCUUCGAUGACCAACUUAUCGCCGACCAGUGAUCACACGUUAGACACGCCGUCGAGUAAAGCAUCCGCCAAAUCAGUAGUCAAAGAAUCGGUGACUUUAGUUAGUUAUAAGAAUAUCGGCAAUCAUUCGGUGGUGAAGACCAAACCGCACGACUCGACCGAUCCCUCCAACGCUUGUGUGUUGAACAACGAGUCCAUGAUUUCCAACUCGUAUUCGUUAAACAAUAUUAAGUCACAAAUUGGCAAAAGAAUAGUCAACAGCGAAUCAUUGCCUGAUUUAAGUACAAACGAAGUCCUAUUAAACCUCAAGAAGCAGAUACUGUCCCAUCAGACCAGCCGUACGCCGACGCGACCGGUCAGACCUCCGCACCAGUUUCGCGACACCAAAGAUCAGCGCUCGGAACGCAAACCGAGCGAUGAAUUUCGGGGAACAAUGUAUUUCCCGAAACCUCCCAAACAGUUCACAAUCGACGAGAGCGACGAACCCGAGGACCAGAACUCGCAGAUCGAGACCAAAGAGCUAUUAAACGGAACCAAAUAUCCAAUAAAUAAUAAAUUCUCAAAACUAAACAAAAAUAGCGCAAAGAUUUGCGAGGAUUUGAACAUAAAAGAGAGCGAAUACACAAUUAUGGAGCUCUUGAAGUCCAACAAAUGUUUGAUUUGUGGCAAACUUGAGUGCAGCUGUACCGACGACUCCGAGUGUCUGCCGGCGCUCCGGAGGGUGUCUCAGAUCGGCUCCGAUUUGGUGUCGUUCGUGAGGGCAAAAGAGGACUUUCGGCAACAAAUAGCGUCCAAAUCCAACGGUUGGCUUAUUUACAGCGACUUUCCCAGUCUUGCGAGUCGUAUACCAUAUUUUCAAUGCGAUCCCGACUUUCGUGCGUUCAGGUAA
Messenger RNA from Medioppia subpectinata, 1659 nucleotides. Lineage: Eukaryota; Metazoa; Arthropoda; Arachnida; Sarcoptiformes; Oppiidae. The record is from the annotation of a GenBank genome assembly.